Molecule: messenger RNA, 1613 nt
Organism: Budorcas taxicolor (takin)
Lineage: Eukaryota; Metazoa; Chordata; Mammalia; Artiodactyla; Bovidae
Product: ATPase PAAT-like
Exons: 6
Coding region: 131-1468 (445 amino acids)
Source: RefSeq, a predicted model, not a curated record
UGCGGCCGCUCUCAGGUUUGCCGGGGGCCGAGCCGGAAGUUGCCCUGUUCCUUCACCUUCCCUCGAUCUGGCGCAAAUUAAAGAGCUAUAAAGAGAGGUUCCGGAGCCGGCCCGGUCCGUGGGUGGCCGAAUGGAGACCGAGACCGUACACGGGUCGCUGACCCGCCGCCUGACCCUGGCCUCUUCCUGGGAUGCCGCGUGCGGAGCCUUGGCCCAGAGUCUCCGUCUCACCCGGGCUGGUCUCGGCGCCCGGGACGCCGACUGGGAGGAGCUGCUGGCGCCGCCCGCCUCGGGCCAGGAUCAGGUGAUUUUGAAAAGGAACCUGAACAACCAAGAUGAAAACCCCUGCUUCCUUUACCUGAGAUGUGACCCUCAUGGAGGUGAAGAAAUCGUUUCUAUUGGCAUUUUAAGUUCAGCAAGAAAUAUGGAAGUGUACUUAGGAGAGGAGUACUGUGGAACCAGUAGGGGCAAGAAUGUUUGUAAUGUUCUGGAUAACAGUGAACAUGAAAAGAUUACUUUGUACAAAAAAUAUCUAAAAUUGGAGUCUUCCACACAUGCUUGUAAAAUAAAGCUGCUCUCCUUUGGUGAAAAGAACUGUGUGUUCAUCAGUAAAGUUGUGGUACUCGUAAGGCCAGUCUCGGCACCUUCUUCAGCAGGCUCUCCCGCUCUAGGCUCAAGGAUAGACCUGGAGAGGGUCCAAACCAUCAUGGAGUCCAUGGGGUCAAAGUUAUCACCUGGAGCUCAGCAGUUGAUGAAUAUGGUGAGAUUCCAGCAGCAGAAUUGUGUUGCCAUCGGAGAGCAGCUGCAGUCGAUACUGGGAAACACGGGACACAAGCACGUGAUGGGGCUGCAGUCCUCGUCUACUGCGGGAGCCUUCGACAAGUCAUCCUCCACACCUUUUCCUUUCAGAACUGGACUGACAUCUGGAAACGUGACUGAAGACUCGGAGACUAACACUGAGGAAAGUCUGCAGCCCGCUGGUGGAGGAAGUAUGAGCAGCCUCCAAGAGUGUAAAAUUGUGCCGCAAAGCCAUUCUCUUCUUGAGAAUGAUCUCAAGAAUGCGGUAUCUUCUUUCUUAUCAAAGAAAGCAAGUGACAGCUCACACAUACCUAACUCCGAGUUGCUACCUCUUCUGCAGAAUUUGUGUGGCCAGGUGAGCCAUCUCCGGGUGGGACCCGGCACCAAGUGGCAGGACAGCAUCACCAAGCCCGGCGGAGACACUGGGUGUGUCAUAGUAGAAGAGCAACCUGUUUGUUCCUAUUUGGAAAAGAUUCUUUCUAAAAAUUUGGAACUGAUGGAAAAGAAACUUACAGACUACAUUGAUCAGCGAAUAUAUAAACUCCAGGAGCACAUAGAUAAUAAGAUUGCUUUGUUAAUGGACUUGCUGCAACAUCCAAACUCCCCACCUUCUGGGAUGCCUCUGAGACAUUAUGACUCUGGAGAAGGACUUUCAAAUGGAGAAAGAUAAACACUCAACAUGUACAAAGUACUACAGAUAUUUAUUACAUAUUUAUUACAAAGCCAAACCGCACCCCAGAACGUUUAUGAAAAGCAAGUAUUUAAUGUCCUUUGAAAUAUUACCACUUACUUACGUGACCUCAGUGUUCAUUUUC